This is a messenger RNA of Gordionus sp. m RMFG-2023, 1647 nucleotides long. Its product is annotated as adenosylhomocysteinase-like. Gene Ontology annotation, biological process: L-methionine cycle. The record is from RefSeq and is a predicted model, not a curated record. Gene Ontology annotation, molecular function: adenosylhomocysteinase activity. Bases 56 to 1378 code for a protein of 440 amino acids. The transcript has 9 exons. NCBI's taxonomy places the organism in Eukaryota, Metazoa, Nematomorpha, Gordioida, Chordodea, Parachordodidae. Gene Ontology annotation, cellular component: cytosol.
UCAAUUCUCGAUUUUAGUAAAACCAGUGAUUCAUAAUUUUAUUACUUUUUAUACAAUGGUAACAGACGUGAAACCAAAACCACCUUAUAAAAUAGCGGAUAUAAAAUUAGCAGAAUAUGGAAGAAAAGAAAUUGAGCUUGCCGAAAAUGAAAUGCCGGGAUUAAUGUCAUUGAAGAAACGAUAUGGACACUCAAAACCUCUCAAAGGUGCUAAAAUUGCUGGUUGCCUCCAUAUGACAAUCCAAACUGCCGUUUUGAUAGAAACCCUGAUUGAAUUGGGAGCAGAGGUUCAAUGGUCUAGUUGUAAUAUAUUUUCAACUCAAGAUCAUGCUGCAGCUGCAAUUGCAAAAACAGGUGUUGCCGUGUAUGCCUGGAAAGGAGAGACAGAUGAAGAAUAUUUGUGGUGCAUAGAACAAACUUUAAUAUUUCCUGAUGGUCAACAACUUAAUAUGAUUUUAGAUGAUGGUGGAGAUUUAACUAAUUUGGUUCAUGAAAAAUAUCCAAACUUAUUAGCAGGUAUUGUAGGGAUUUCCGAAGAAACAACUACUGGUAUUAAAAAUGCUACCAUUAGGCUCGAGAAAGGAAACUUGAUGCUUCCCAUCAUCAAUGUCAAUGAUUCUGUCACAAAAAGCAAAUUCGAUAACAUGUAUGGCUGUCGUGAAUCCCUAUGUGACGGCAUUAAACGCGCUACGGAUAUAAUGUUUGCCGGUAAAGUAUGCUUAGUGGCUGGUUACGGGGACGUAGGAAAAGGUUCGGCUCAGUCUUUGAGAGGCCUAGGAGCCCGGGUCAUCAUCACUGAAAUCGAUCCUAUCAAUGCCCUUCAGGCGGCUAUGGAAGGCUAUGAGGUAAACACUAUCGAAAAUGUGGUGGGGCAGUGUUCCAUUUUUGUUACCGCAACUGGGUGCAAAGAUAUCAUAAGAGGCCCUCACUUCCUAAAAAUGCGGGACGAUGCUAUAGUGUGUAACAUAGGCCAUUUCGAUACAGAGAUAGACGUUAAGUGGCUCGAUGCCAAUUGCUCUGGAAAGACUAACAUCAAACCUCAGGUGGACAGAUAUCUCCUCCCAAGCGGUCGUCACAUUAUAUUACUCUGCCAAGGUAGGCUAGUAAAUCUAGGCUGCGCUACCGGUCACCCUAGUUUUGUCAUGAGCAAUUCAUUCAGUAAUCAGAUCUUGGCUCAAAUCGAACUUUGGACAAGGCGGAAGGAAUACAAAGAAAUGAAACCUGCUAUACAUUUGUUAUCAAAGAAAUUGGACGAAGAAGUAGCCAGAUCUCAUCUGGAUCAUUUAGGUGUCGUUCUAACCAAGCUAACCAAAGAUCAAGCCGAAUACAUUAAUGUGCCCUUGGAUGGCCCUUUUAAACCAGAAUUAUACCGAUAUUAAAUUUCUUAAAACACUUUUUUUUAAUAUUAGGAUAUACGGUAUUACAAAUGAAAUGUAAUUAUUUUUUUUUAAUCCUUUCAUUCGGUGAAUAAUUUAUGUAAGAUUAUGUUGUAUUCAAAAAAUAUUGUAUACUUAUUUUUAUCACCCCGAUUUGCCUUUAACACCAUUGAUCUAUGCAUAUUCAUUUAAGAUCAAAAACGAAUUUUUGAUUAUUCCUUUUUCUUUUAUUUAGGGGGAAGGUAAUAAAAUAUAUAUUUAAAUUUCACUGA